AUGGCGGAUGUGGAGGCAACCAAAUCGUUGAACGGUCUGCUGAAUGGAUUAGCUCAAAUGGUGUAUUACAAUAAAAGCGAAAUUACAGAAGACCUGCUGAAAAAUGAGCUGUACCCGGAAAUGGCGCCGGAGGAAUUCAAGGCAUUGUACGAAAAAAUGAAAGGACUCGUAAAGUCCAUUGCCACAGCCGACAUGGACCAUGCCCAGCUGGAGGCCUUCCUCACAGCCCAGACCAAGAGGCAGGGUGGCAGCGGGCUGAGUGCUGAGCAGGCUGCCGCCCUCUCCCGCUUCUGGAAGAGCCAGCGAGUGCGGGUGAGGGAGAGCUUGCUGGCUCAGUGUCGCUGGGAACCCACGCUCAGAGGUCUCUCCUGGAGAGUGGACCUGCAAACUGGUGACAGCUCUGGGAACGCUGACCACAGGGGGCCCGUCGCCCUGAUGGAGCUGGAGCUCGGCAGAUCUGGGCAGGACUCUGAGUUUGUGUGUCUGGAGUUUGACGAAACCAAGGUGAACCAGGUGCUGAAGAAGAUGGCUGACAUCCAGGAGAGCAUAGACAGAAUAGUUCACAGCACAUGAACCCCGAGAGAGACUGUCAGAGAACACUGGACCUCUGGAUAAGUUUAGCUGGGUCUUCUGGCCAGAAUAGUGGUUUUACACUAGCCUGGGAGACCUUAAGAAAGCAGUUAUUGUUUUCACUGGAAGAUUACCAGCAAGUAAUGGACCAAACCUGAAGUAAACCCGGUUUAAUAAUAAUCUAAAGGGUAUUUGGGCUGUGGUUGUCUAUAUAUAUAUAUAUAUAUAUAUAUAUAUAUAUAUAUAUAUAUAUAUAUAUUUCUCUGCCAGCUACAGGAAGUGUUGAGGGAAUCCUAUAUCCCUGCUUUGAAUUUCUUACCACAUAUUUGACUAUGGACUUCUGUACUUUUGAAUGAGGCAAAUCUAACAAUCCAGGUGAUAUAAUGUAAAUUAUGUGUGUCUUCUGUCAGAAUGCAAGUAACAUUUCCUCAAUAAAAAAUGCCAUUGUCCAUUCAGGUCUUAGGUCUGGUGCUUACCGGUGUGGGAAAUGUAUGAUUUGUU
Molecule: messenger RNA, 1071 nt
Organism: Fundulus heteroclitus (mummichog)
Lineage: Eukaryota; Metazoa; Chordata; Actinopteri; Cyprinodontiformes; Fundulidae
Gene: commd1
Product: copper metabolism (Murr1) domain containing 1
Exons: 3
Coding region: 1-573 (190 amino acids)
Biological process (GO): negative regulation of protein localization to cell surface; regulation of proteasomal ubiquitin-dependent protein catabolic process; negative regulation of sodium ion transmembrane transport
Cellular component (GO): endosome
Source: RefSeq, a predicted model, not a curated record